AGCCGCUGGCCAGGCCCCAGAGUGCACUGCGGAUACGUGCGCGCGCGGCUCCAUUGACGAGCGACCGCGGGAAAGUUCUAAAAAAGUCAAAACAAAACAAAAAACCAGUACGAGGCAAAGUCAAAUUUUAAAGCCACAGAACCGGGCGGUGGCAGCCUUUUCGCCACUGCCCAAACUGCUGAAGCAGCUCUGGCGCGGACCAGCUGGGCAUUUGUCAUUUCUUGAGAAGCUGGGAGAGACCAAGAACCUAGAAGAGGGCCUGUACUACUAAAAGUGAGAGAAGUUAGCAGAACUUUUGGCAGUUUCACAGGAUUGGAGAGACAUACAUUGGAGUUCCAAAGAUUUGAUGUGUGUUCACUGUUUCCUUCAGUGUGUGACAAACCACUGUGAAGGUACAUCACCUUUUCCCUUUUUCUGAGAUGGCUCAAGAUUCAGUAGGCCUUCCUUCUGAUUUUCAGUUUUGGAUGCAUAAGCUUUCUGUAUGGGACCAGGCAUCCACUUUGGAAACCCAACAAGACACCUGUCUUCACCUGCCUCAGUUCCAGGAGUUCCUGAGGCAGUUGUAUGAAGCCUUGAAAGAGAUGGAUUCAAGUGCAAUUAUUGAAAGAUUCCCCACAGUUGGUCAACUGUUGGCAAAAACUUGCUGGAAUCCUUUUAUCUUAGCAUAUGAUGAAAGCCAAAAAAUUCUAAUAUGGUGCUUGUGUUGUCUGAUUAAGAAAGAUCCACAGAAUUCUGGAGAAUCAAAGCUUAACUCCUGGACACGGGGGUUGUUAUCUCAUAUACUUUCCACAUUCAGAUUUAAUAUAAAAGAAGUUGAUCUUUUUACUCAAGUUCUUGGGUAUGCACCCACAGAUUACUAUCCUGGUUUACUUAAAAAUAUGGUUUUAUCAUUAGUGUCUGAACUCAGAGAGAAUCAUCUUAAUGGAUUUAACACUCAAAGGCGAAUGGCUCCUGAACGAGUAAGGUCCCUGUCACGAGUUUGUGUCCCACUUGUUACUCUGCCAGAUUUUGAACCAUUGGUAGAGGCUCUGCUCACCUACCAUGGACAUGAACCUCAGGAAGUGCUCUGGCCUGAGUUCUGUGAUGCUGUGAAUGAGGCUUUUUUGCUGAAGAAGAUUUCUCUCCCCGCGUCAGCUAUACUCUGCCUCUGGCUUCGGCACCUUCCCAGCCUUGAAAAUACAAUGCUGCAUCUUUUUGAAAAGCUUAUCUCCAGUGAGAGAAAUUUUCUGAGGAGGAUCGAAUGCUUUAUGAAAGACUCAUUGCUGCCUGCAGCUGCCUGCCACCCUGCCAUAUUCAGAGUUGUUGAUGAAAUGUUCAGGUACGCACUUCUGGAAACUGAUGGAGCCCUAGAAGUACUAGCCACUAUCCAAGUGUUUACACGAUGCUUUGUAGAAGCUCUGGAAAAAGAAAACAAGCAGCUGAAGUUUGCAUUCAAGACCUACUUUCCUUAUGCUUCUCCGUCUCUUGUCAUGGUGCUACUCCAACACCCGAAAGAUAUCCCACGGGGACUUUGGCACCAGGCACUGAAACAUAUCUCUGAAAUGCUCAAAGAAGUAGUUGAAGACCAAACUCAUGGGUCCUACGGAGGCCCCUUUGAGAGCUGGUUUUUGUUUGUUCACUUUGGAGGAUGGGCUGAUAUGGCGGCUGAGCAGUUACUGACGUCGGAAGCUGAGGCUGAAGCUCCAGAGGCCCUGCUGUGGCUCCUGGCUUUCAGCUGCGGUCCAGGAGCUGGGCAUCAGCAGAGAGCACAGACCAUGGUGGAGGUGAAGGCCGUGCUCCGCUGCCUCACGAAGCUGCUCAGGAGUCCAGCCCUCUCGGCCAGGGAUCUGCAGGCAGCAGCUGGCGAGGGCGGGCAGGGAGCUCCCAGACCGCCUGCCUGUCAGCAGCUGAUCAGGCGCCUCGUCCUGAGCUUCCUGCUCUGGGCUCCCGGAGGCCACGCGAUUGCCCGGGAAGUCAUCACGCUCAUGGCUCAGACUGAUGCAAUAAUGCACGAGAUUAUUGGCUUUCUGGACCAGACCUUGUACAGGUGGGACCAUCUUUGUGUGGAAGCCCCUAGGUCGAGAAAACUGGCCAGAGAGCUCCUUGCAGAGCUGCGUGGGCAAGCCUAGCCCAGGUUUAUUCUUUUGCUCUUUUGUGUAUGACCUGUUUGUCGAGUGAGUCCAGACUUUUCUCACUUGGAUUUCUGCAUCAGUCAUCUCUGAAUCUCCCUCAUUCUUGGCUCCUGUUUGAGGUAUAAGUAGAGUUUUGAUGUAUUAGAGGUUGAGCUUUUAGGGCAGUUACUUGUUUUGGUAUACGGAUCCACCUGAAGAUCUGGAAAAUUCCAAGAACUUCUGACCUGAGCCUUUCUUUAGAGAAAUGUUACAGUGUGAAAGGUAUAUUGUUAACAUACUUUCACAAUCACAAGUGCCAUCACAUGCUUCCCUUGUUGAGGACGCGCCUCUCCUAUGGUGGCUUUUGCCAGGGAAGCUGUGACCAACCUCUGUGGACAUGAAGAAAAGGGCUUAGUUUGGUGGCAGUGAGUAACCCCUAAACCGAGCGGCCACUGGGAACCAGACCUCCCUGUGGGGAGCGUGCUUCCACGUGGACAUCCAUUCACACUGUAUUUCACAGCAAACAAUAAAAACAAGACGGGGGGCUUCCCUGGUGGCGCAGUGGUUGAGAGUCCGCCUGCCGAUGCAGGGGACGCGGGUUCGUGCCCCGGUGCGGGAGGA
Molecule: messenger RNA, 2711 nt
Organism: Delphinapterus leucas (beluga whale)
Lineage: Eukaryota; Metazoa; Chordata; Mammalia; Artiodactyla; Monodontidae
Source: RefSeq, a predicted model, not a curated record